Molecule: messenger RNA, 4179 nt
Organism: Zonotrichia leucophrys gambelii
Lineage: Eukaryota; Metazoa; Chordata; Aves; Passeriformes; Passerellidae
Gene: SLC27A4
Product: solute carrier family 27 member 4
Exons: 13
Coding region: 115-2067 (650 amino acids)
Biological process (GO): very long-chain fatty acid catabolic process; medium-chain fatty acid transport; response to nutrient
Cellular component (GO): microvillus; plasma membrane; endoplasmic reticulum membrane
Molecular function (GO): long-chain fatty acid transmembrane transporter activity; long-chain fatty acid-CoA ligase activity
Source: RefSeq, a predicted model, not a curated record
CGGUGCACCGGGCGGGACUACAGCUCCCGGCGGCCCGCGCUGCCCGCCCCUCCCCGCCCCUGCCGCAGAGCCGGGCGGGCCCCGCUCCCGGUGCAGGUGGCCGGGCCUCAGCGGAUGCCCCGGAGUCCGGCCACAAUGCUGCGUUUGGCUGCUUUUGCAGCUGUGCUGCUGUUCCUCAGGGUCACUCUGGAACUGUCCUGGAUCCAGGCCAUCCCUGCUCUCUUCAUCUUCUACCUGGCAUCUGGUGGAUGGGAGUUUUUCCUCAUAUUCCUCAAGACAUUACCAAGGGAUGUGAGCACGGGGCUGGUCCUGCUGCGGGUGAAGUGGCAGGUAUGGAGGCACGUGAAGGAGAAGAACACCAUCGCCAAGAUCUUCCAGAAGACCGCAAGGAAAUAUCCAGAGAAGACAGCGCUGAUCUUCCAAGGCACAGGAGAGAGCUGGACCUUCCGUCAGCUGGAUGAGUACUCCAACCAGGUGGCCAAUUUCUUCUACGGCCAAGGCUUCCGCUCGGGGGACGUGGUGGCGCUUUUCAUGGAGUCCCGCAACCAGUACGUGGGGCUGUGGCUGGGGCUGGCCAAGAUCGGCGUGGAGACGGCCCUGGUGAAUUCCCACCUGCGCCUGGACGCCCUGCUGCACUGCAUCACCAUCUCCAGCUCCAAGGCUGUGGUUUUUGGCGUGGAGAUGAUGGAAGCAAUGCAGGAAGUGCAGCCCUCCCUGGAUAAAUCCAUUCAUCUCUUCUGGUCUGGGGAUGAAAAUCCUAAAUCUGUUCUCCCUGGUGCAAAACACCUGGACCCCCUCCUGCAGAUGGCCCAGCGACACCAGCCAGCUCCCCCUGCUAAGGGCUUUCUUGAUAAACUCUUCUACAUCUACACCUCUGGCACGACGGGGCUGCCCAAGGCUGCCAUUGUGGUGAACUGCCGGUACUUCCGCAUGUCCAGCUUGGUUUUUUACGGUUUCCGGAUGAGGUCUGAUGAUGUGAUCUACGACUGCCUCCCUCUCUACCACGCUGCAGGGAACAUCGUGGGCAUUGGGCAGUGCCUGCUGCAGGGCGUGACGGUUGUCAUCCGCAAGAAGUUCUCAGCCUCACACUUUUGGGAGGACUGUGUGAAAUACAACUGCACGAUCGUGCAGUACAUCGGGGAGAUCUGCCGCUACCUGCUGAACCAGCCGUACCAGGACACGGAGCGGCAGCACCGCGUGCGCAUGGCCGUGGGCAACGGGCUGCGCGCCUCCAUCUGGAGGGAGUUCAUGGCCCGCUUCGGCAUCCCCCAGGUGGCCGAGUUCUACGGGGCCACCGAGUGCAACUGCAGCCUGGGAAACUUUGAUGGCAAUGUUGGGUCAUGUGGCUUCAACAGCAGGAUCCUACCAAAUGUGCACCCCAUUGGUUUGGUGAAGGUGGAUGAAGACACUAUGGAGCUGAUCCGGGGGCCGGAUGGUGUCUGUAUCAGCUGCAGACCAGGGGAGCCGGGGCAGCUGGUGGGUCGCAUUGUCAGGAGCAAUCCCCUGCAGCACUUCGAUGGCUACCUGAAUCAGUCAGCCACCAACAAGAAAAUUGCCAGGGACGUGUUUGCAAAAGGGGACGCUGCCUAUCUCACAGGGGAUGUCCUGGUGAUGGACAAAUAUGGCUACAUGUACUUCCGAGACCGCACCGGGGACACCUUCCGAUGGAAAGGGGAGAACGUCUCCACCACGGAGGUGGAGGGAACGCUGAGCCGCAUCCUCAACCUGACGGACGUGGUGGUGUAUGGCGUGGAGGUCCCAGGGGUUGAAGGGAGGGCAGGAAUGGCAGCCAUUGCCGACCCAGAGAACUCCUGUGACUUAGAAGACUUUUCCAGCAAGCUGAAAAAGGCCCUGCCACUGUAUGCACGCCCCGUCUUCCUGCGGUUCCUGCACGAAGUCUCCAAGACAAGCACUUACAAGUUCCAGAAGAUGGAGCUGCGGAAGCAGGGCUUUGACCCCGCACUGGUGAAGGACAGGUUGUAUUUUCUGGACUCCAGGCAAGGCUGUUACCUGCCACUGGACCAGGCAGCGUUCAGCAGAAUCCAGUCCGGAGACCAGAAGCUGUAACUGGUGGGGCUCAAGCCAGGCACCUCCCAAAUCCUGCUGGGGAGAGGGGGCAAGGCAGGCACUGGGGAAGGAAAGGUUCACAGAGUGAUAUAAAAGGCACGCUAGAGAUUUUAUUUGACAAGUUUUACAGAUAAGGGUUUGGGAGGAGCACACAGGGGAUUGAGGGGAGGGGGGAUGGUCAUAUACCAAAGCAUUGACUCAUUAUGGCUUUAUUUUCUGCUUGAUACAGUUGUGGUGGUCCCAUGCCAUGGGAGGGGCAGGGCCCUGGCCAGUUGAGGAGGGGUGGGGUGCCCCUGCCAUUCCACUUUGCUUUUCCUGUCUUUCCCUACCUUUUCCUGCCUGCAGCCACCCUUCCUUGUGAAGGCCAGUGCUGGGCUCUUCCCCACUUCUCUACCAAGCAGCCAGCUUCUCCUUGGCACAGGGACCCAGUUGGCAGAGGGAAGGUGGGUGCCAGGCGCAGCCCCUUCCCUCUGCUUGGCCUUGCUGGUGUUGUGUGUCUGCUGUGAAUCAGGGGAGCAGGGUAGUGUUGGGCUCAGGAGGGGGGCAGAGGUGUGUUUCUGCCAUGCCAUCUCUCUCCUGGGGAUGACAUUUCUGUUUUUCACAAGUACACGCACAUUAUAUUAUAUUAUAUCUAUAUAUAUAUGUGUGUGUGUGUGUAUAUACAUAUAUAUAUAUAUAAUACACGCUGACCUUUUUUUUUUUUUUUCAAUCUUAAUUUAUUGUCUGUACUUUUGAAUGUGUCUCGGGUUUGUGCAGUAGGUGGAGGGAUAGCCCAGGCCUGUCCUCUCUUGGAGAAUGCUUUUCUCUCACAGGGAGGUGGGAUGCUCAUCUGGGACUGAUUCACCUCUUCCAGCGUGGGUGCAACUGUAAAUGUCCUUGUGGCCUUGCUCCAUGGUGGAGGACAUGAGCAAAUCCCACUAUCUUGUGGACACUUCUCUGGGUCUUUUACUUCCAUCUUUUAUGGAUGCAGCAUUGUUUUGUGGACCUUCUUCCUUGCUGCAAGCAAGUGGGAGAGUGGGAAGAAGGGCUGAGUUUGCCUUUGCUUAGAUGUACUCAGGAGGUAACUUGUCAGGGGAAAGAACAUCCUCUGGAGGGUGGCCUCUGUGAGAGCCUGACUUCCUGUGCUCUGCAUCCCUUCCCAAAAGAGCCCUCCCUGUCUCCAGCACCAGAGCAGGGCCCUGAACUGAAAUGUCUGUGUGAAACACCUGACUUGUGCUAUGUGAAUUCCCCAUGUUGUGUCUGAUAUGAAACAGCCUCAGCUGCGACGUUCAAUUCCAGUUCUCAGAAAACAAGCAGAAAUUUCUCUUCCAGAGAAAACUCUGGAUUGGGUUGUUUUUGGGGGUUUUUUUUUGUUUUAUUUUUGGUUUUUUUUUUUAAUAAUUUGGUUUUAUGCUUUUAGCAGUUACUCCUUAAAAUGACAUCUGUCUUUUGUGAGGGCAGGGUGUGUCUGCUCUUCUAGCUGUGCUUCCACACCAACGUACCUGCCUGCCUCAGUCCGUCCUGGUCUCACAAUUAAACACAAGUAUGGGUCUAUGCUGCUGUUUCCUACCUCUUCCUUGUACAGUCCUGCUUCGUGAGGGAAGGUGGGGGACUUUGCUGGUUUGGGGACUGCCACUCCAGAGCAUCACCUCCCUGUGUGCAUUUUGGCUUAUCUUAUAGCAGGGGGAACGAGCCCCUUGCUGCUGGGUUUAAUGACUAUGUGAACACAACAUGUUGAUCAGACCCUUCCCAGUUUCUUCCACUAACUCUACACACCCUGUUUUUCCUUGUUCUAUCCUCAGCAUUACCAUGCCAGUUUGUUCUGGCCCAGUUCUCCCUGUUUACCCUUGGACAUGUGGUUCUCCCACCCCUCUCCUGUUCUCUAUUUCCCCUUCCUUCUGCUUCUCUCUGUCUUUGUCCAUGCUGAAUUUCCCAGCUCAUUUCUGCCCUUCCAGACAGGUUUUUUGGUAGCCAUUCCACUUCCCCUGCUGCCAGAACCAUCUUUUACACCUUCUGCAUCCAACCUUGGUAAUAGGAGAACCUGGCUCCUUCUUGGUGUGGGGCUGCCAGGGACAAAUGUCUUCCAUGAGCCUGAGUGAAAUGUGUUGCCUGGUGAGCCACACCAUAAGAAGA